AUGUUAAAUAAAGAAAAUGUUGAAAGAGUUGCAGUCUUAAUUAGCUGUGGAGAAGAAGAACAGUUAAUUGGAGUUCCCCUAUUAGAAAAUGGUGCUGGCAGUACAAUUGCAAAAUCUGUUUAUUCAGAACUUGGAAAGUGGAGUGCACUUGACAAGAUUCAAGCAAUGUCCUUUGACACAACUGCCGUGAAUACUGGCCGCAUUAAAGAGCAGGCUGUUUUUUCAUUAUUCGAUGAUUCAUUAAGUAAUUGUGUAAAAAAGAGAAUGGCAACAAAAUUAAUAUCUCAAGCAAAUGAGGAUGAAGAACUUGAUGACUACUGUGAUAUGAAACCAUUAAUAACAAUAAAUGAAGUAUCAGAAAUAUUGGACAAAAAUGCGGACCAUUUUAUUUCAUCACAAUCAAAAUUAUGGAGUAAUAACGAAGAAUAUUUAAUGAGUAAAAAGAUUGUGGACGGAUUAAAAGUUACAAAUGAUACAGCAGAAAGGGGUGUUAAAUUAAUAACAGAUUACAACUCAUGUAUUACAAAAGAGGAAGAUCAAAAAUAA
Messenger RNA from Helobdella robusta, 546 nucleotides. RefSeq lists its product as hypothetical. The transcript is spliced from 3 exons. Lineage: Eukaryota; Metazoa; Annelida; Clitellata; Rhynchobdellida; Glossiphoniidae. The record is from RefSeq and is a predicted model, not a curated record. The coding region runs from base 1 to 546 and encodes 181 amino acids.